This is a messenger RNA of Giardia duodenalis, 924 nucleotides long. RefSeq lists its product as uncharacterized. Lineage: Eukaryota; Fornicata; Diplomonadida; Hexamitidae. The coding region runs from base 1 to 924 and encodes 307 amino acids. The transcript has a single exon. The record is from RefSeq and is a predicted model, not a curated record.
AUGGAGAGCAUAAACGACGUGAUCAUGCGGCACACGCCCCUUGUAUCUGCUACAAAGCAUCAGGCCACUCAGUUCCUUAUAAGGAGGGCUGGCCUGGCCGGUUCAUGUAACGCCAAGGAGGAGUGCUUCGAACUAACAACGGAGAAAGACUGCUUUCGUUCGGACACGUUCAUGGUUACUUGUCCCGUUUUUCUUGCAUGCUACCAGUCCUAUUAUUCUCAGGAGGAGUUUGAUAAAUUGAGGUUCUGGACUCCUGGAAUUGCAUUUACUGAAACCAACGAUCCAGCGCCGGUAACGGACUGUGUUGAUGAGUCUGCCUUUGACGAGGACGGCCCGAGCGUUAUGGCGCUUCAUGAUGAUGAGUCUCCACACGUCAGUCUCGUCUCGGGACUUCACUUCUUUGUUACCAAGCCUAGCCCGAAGCUAGUAACGGCCCGCGUGAACACUUCAAUCGUUGCCAUGUGUCGUAGCAAUCCGUAUCCGGUUAACGCGAUUCCUAUAGUCCGAAACAACUGGAUCUAUAAGCAGAAUGUCAUCCUCUUAUGCGCUCAGAAUCUAUCCUACACCAGCUUUGCAGCAUCCUCGGUAGACCAGCUUCUUACCAAUUUGGCCGAGAAGUCUGGAAACGCUAACUUGAAACGUUGUAUAGAAGAGGAACUUCAGUCAGAGCUGCCGUGUCCAGGAAAGAUAGGUAGGGGCGUCUCCAGACUGCCAGAGUCUCUAGUUACAACUGGUAGCGAAGGCCCACUAGUUUUCAGCGUAGCCUGCGAUACAGGUCAGACUGACGAUCAGCGAAGCUACAUCGAUCUGCAGCCUGUACAGGUCUUCCACGUCGAGCAGCCCAAGAGUGGGCAGGAGAAGGUAAUUCCAUUUACACCCUUUACUGCACGUGACAAUGUGGUCAGUUUCCUAGACGUCCUCUAG